GUGUGUUCUGACGUAGAGAGUUCAUAUCGGUACACGCAAAAUGUACGGCUGUGUGUUCGAAAGUUGAAUGGGAGGGUUGGAAUUUUGUUUUACCUGAAGAGUUUUGUACGCCACACAUUGAGUUCGUCAAGCCAGGGACCUUUUCGUUCAGCGUAGUUUGUUUUAUUAUGAGCCGAAAAGAAAGUGUCAAGACGCAAGGGACGCGUAGAUUUUUCCUAAUUUUUGUGCUGAUUUUUAAUUCUGAUGCAACUCUGGAAAUGUUCUCUGUAAAAUAAAGAUACUUUACAACUGUUGUGGUAAUUAGAUCAGAAAUUUGGUGAACGUUUAAGCGGAAUAAGUGAUUUAAUGAAAAGUGCUAUUUUGGCAGGCAAAGUUGCGAAGUGAUAGCUGGCUGUGUGUGGCAAAGCGAGCAAAGAGCAGAAAGUUGGUGAGCGCGGGAAUCAACGAUAGAAUUGUUCGGUUCAGAGGUUUCACUUUUGACGGAUUGUCAUUUUUCCAAACGUAACUAAAACGAAAACAUCACGCAAACGCCGCUGCAAAACGCAGGAACCUGUGACGAGAUAAACAAAAACAGAAAUUUUUCCCAAGUAGGAGGAAAAAUGCCGCGAUACAAGAAGAAGGAGGAACCUAGUCCUCCGCCUGAUACAACCCAAUCAUUGACGGCUGGUCGAUCCCGGCGGACAAUCAAACCGAACCGGAAAUAUUUGAAUGAUAGUGUAGUGUUUGCCUCGGCCUCGAAAUCUUCCUCUCGCUCCAGCAGCCCUGGCAGUGAUCUGAGCGAAGAUGAUUACCGACAGCAGGCGGAUGACCACGAUGACGAAGAAGAAAUGGUGCUGCCUCGAUCAGCCGCUGGGAGAAAGAGCCUUUCGCUAAAAAAAGAUGGCACAACGGGAAAGCCUCGGGGACGCCCACCCAAGGUCGGAGGUGCUACCAAAACUGAACCUGUUAAAAACUUGCGCAAAGAAGUACUCAAGAAGAUGGAUUUAACCACCCUGGGAUUAAGCAAGGCUCGAGUCGUUCUGACACCGAUCCACAAGGACAUCAAAAGGAAGCUCGAUUUGGAUCAGUCGCUGGAUUUAGAAAAAUCACCUUAUGGAGAAAAGCAAUCCAAGAGCAAAGUGGAAUCACUAGCAAGAGGCAAAUUAGACCCAUCCUCUAAGGGUAAACCAGAAAUUGUAUCAAAAGGCAAACUGGAAUUGGUACCUAAAGCAAGGCCAGAACUUCUAUCCAAAUCGCGAGACAGCAAGCAGCCUACAAUAUUCUCUUCUUCAUCGGCUGCUCUCAAGUCCAGAGAAGAGGCAAAGACAAAGAUUCUUAAGGAUUCGCAAUCAUCCAAAGAUCUCGUCCGAAGAAAACAACAAUUGGGUCUCGUAAAAGGCUCCGAUGCGCUGAAGAAGGUGAUUAAUCCGGCAGCGGUACAAAAGCUAAAUGUAGAAAAAACUAUUUUUGAUAAGCGAAUUAACAAACCCGAUGGGGGCGACAGCAAGCGGAAAAACGUUGAAACAGAAGAAGAUGAAGAUGAGGAUGAUGUUCAGAUUGUAGGGUAUGGUCGAGAGCCCAAUCCUGUGUUGGGUAGAAAAUCUGGCCGAAAGGAGAUUCUUCCGGUGAUGAAAAAAUCCGUUACAAGUGGGCUCAAGAGAAAAAUUGAUACUCCGGAAGACGAAACAUCUAAAAUGGGAGCCAAGAAAAAGCGACCAAGAGCGCCGAUUGUGGUUGAUUCUGAAGACGAUGGAGAAAGUGAAGAAGAUGAUGAGCCGGUGCGACGAUCAAGGCGUUCCGGGUUAUCCGAUAAAGAUUCACCAGUCACGGUCACACCAAAACAGCCAUCUUCGGCUAAGGUGAAAGUAACACCCAAUUCAGCAGGCAACGCUGAACUAACAAAGGUCAAUAACAUGACCAAAUCGCUUAGCUUGCCGUCUCUAGAUAAAACGAAAAUCAAUUCUCGGCAAGGUCAAGUUGGUAAAUCUGGUUUGUUUUCGAAAACAUCGACAUUGUCGCAUCCGAUGGCUCAAUCGACUCCCAAAACUUCGACGCUGGGAGACAAAAAAAGCAAAUCUGAAAUGAAUCUCGUUGAUCCGAUUCAGUCACCCGAGCGAGGCAAAAGAUUGGUUGACAAGACCAAAGAUAAAGAUGCCACCAUCCGAAUUGUCAAUAUUGGUGAUAUUAUCAAGAAUAAGGCGUCGAGUACGUCGGAUGUUAGGAAGGUUGGUAGAAAAAAUGCUUCCUAUGAUGAAAGUGAUACAGAUUCUGACGACCAACUUUCCAGUUCUGUUGGAAAACCAAAAACCAAUGAUCAACUAGUGGCGUCGAUUCUGGAAAGAAAACGAGUUAAUAUGGAUCAUUUGCGAACAAACCGAACCGUCAAACGUGGUCGGUCUGCAAUGUCAACAACCGGAAAGCAACCACUUAGUGACAAAACAAGUUCACAAAAGGACAAAAUGGAAGAUGAAAUAGAUUUUGAAGAUAUGCUUCAAACAAAUAUUGUAACGGCUAACAAAGUUCAAAAGAUCAUCAACCCAGUCGCUAUGAAAAGUCGUCGAAAAUCGGCCACAAAUGAAAAUAUCAUCCAAAACAGCGCUGGAACACGAACGAUGGCUUCCGGCAUUAAAACGCUUGCCUCCAGCAAUAACAAUAACAUGUACAAAUCGAACAAUAACGGUCGGUUUAGCACCAGUCCCCAGAAAAAUCCACCACGGAUAUUGAACUCCACCAUGAAGAUAGGAGACGGUAGAACUUACGACAAAAAGACGCCCAACAAUGGCAACGAUCACUAUUCGAUCGAUUUGACCGAUCCUGAUAACAAUGUUAAAUUGGUGGCGUCCCCGGAUACAUCGCUUUCACCGGUUAAGCGUUCUCCAGUAGCAGGGACGCAACUUCGCGGAACUGUUCCACGUCCGAUUGUGACAGCUGGGGCUCCCGGAGGAGCAGGCGUAAGAACUACACCGAACAAUGCGAUGAGUAAACCUGUAGCCGGUGCUGUUCAACGAUCUGUAUCGUCCCUUAGCACAGUGCCCGGCAGCAGUCCAAAGAUGAAGAAAAUCACAUGCUAUGAAACUUGGUACGUUAUCAACAUACCGAAUGCUGAUGGGAAACCUGAGCGACCAUCGUUUGGGAUGACUAUGAUUGGGUUAGGUAACGAGGCAGCAAAGUUGCAGCUUCCUUCGGGAGAGUGGUCUCACAAAAUAAUCCUCACCAAAAGGAAACAUCCGCCCGCCGAGGGAGAUGAAGUCUUCAACGGGGAUGUUGAAGACCGCGCUAUCAACGAAGACGAAAAGCGAAACUAUGAGCCAUGUAAUAUUAUGUUCCGACGGCGGACGGCCAUCCCAGGAAAGUUCAAUCUGCAGUAUGAUCGGGCUGUUAUCUUCAAAAACGAUACCUUCUUUAUCAAUGUUGAUGGCAAGAACUGCCAACUCUUAGGAGCUCCCAACAAGCUUGCAGAUUGUGCCGACAUCGAGACAUUGCUGUCGGUUGUCGACUAUGUCAAUCUUAAGAACUCAUGCGUUGAACUAUCAGCUUAGGAUGGGCCUUUGAGACUACGUUACAUCCCAUCGUUGGAGGUGGAAGAAUGUCGGGACAAUUCCCUUGUAAAUAGCUUUUACAAAGCGAAACUGAACAGCAGCGCAUAUAACAAACAACAUUAGCCGUACGUAGAAAACAGACACACGAAACCCAUCCCCAUCUCUCACCGUUAACGAAAAAUUACGAUAAGCAUACUUUAACUUAUCGUGUCCUGUAAAGAGGGAUGACUGUUUAAUUUUUGGAUGAAGUAUCCGAAAAAGAGGUAAAUAUUGUUGAUUUAUCAAUGCUAGAUUUUACUUUUCCCCUAAUCAUAAGCGAAAAGUUUGUUUAGUUCGCACCCCAAAUCCCUACAAUCGUUCAUUUAGGGUGACGAUUCGAUCGAGAAAAAACCAUCAGUACUCGUAGAUAUUAAGAUAGCAUGCAAAUUUAUUGUAUACUAUGAUAAUUUUCCCCUUUUAACACCAGAUUAUGCGAAACGGCAAAACUAAUUACCUUUCUUUCUUUAAUAUACAGGUUUUAAAAUAAUACAAACAAACAACCUUGUCUUUUUUAUUGUCCAUUUUUCAGACGUUUUCUAACAAAUUUAAAUUGUUUUUAAACGAAAUUUUUGUAGGCCUACCUUUCAUUGUUCUUCAAUCAAAAUCUAUUAAUUUUGUUCUGUAAAAAUCAAAAAAAACUAUCGGAUGCUGCAAUACCAGCGCUGUAAGCUUUAAACCCAUAUUGUUCUAAUGAGAAGUUUCCCUUAAAUAAAAACUUCUCAUCACUCUGCAUAAGAUAGAUAAGCGUCUUUUCAGCUUCAUUAAAACUUUAAUACUAUAUUUUAAUAGACUCAAUCGAUUGAAAUCUAUUCUUAACAUUCUUAACGUACGCAACGUAUAGAAACAGAGCUGUUUAGUUUCUAACUGUGUUGGAUGCACGUUAAGAGUCAGCCGAAAGAAUUCCUUAUUUUUUCAAAGCAGCGUUCUGUUUGACGGUAUUUUAAAGCUCGUGACAUAGAGCAGUCGUCUAAGACCAAUAGUUUUCUUAUAUAUUUCUACGCCGUUUUUUCCUCUUUGAUGGUUACCUGAGCUGAGUCUGGAAUUAUACAAGCGUAUGAAAGCAGAGAUUUUUAACAGCAGAGACAAAACAUGAUAUCAUCUGUUAUUUUAUUGGUUAUUAUCAUACCGAAUUGGGGUAAGUAAAAAGCGUUAGAGUUUCGGGUGAUAGGAUUUUAAUAAAUAUCUGAUAUGUUCGAUAACAAUCGUUGUCAAAAAAUACUAGUUUAACAAAAAAGUCUGUAAUUCUAUGAAUUUUACCCAAAAUCUGUUAUACAUUUUUUUAGAACUAAAGCCAUCAACGUCACAACAUUUUUAUCAACCAGAUCAAGUAAUCAAAGAUGCUCAUUUGCUCGUUUGAAAAAUCAAAUUUGUUCAUUUGAAAAAUCAAAAAACCUUGUUGUGAUUUCAGAAACCUGCAUAUGACUUUUGAAUACUAAUGAAGCUCUAUUUUUUCUAAGUUGGGCUUUUUUUUAGUUCCACCUAGCGUUGAAAUUUGAAAAAUUUGUAUUAGAAGAUUGUUUGUCGUUCACGUAAUGUGAAUGGUUCGAAAGUUACCCAUUAAAAAUAUACACGUAGGUAUUAAUUAUGAGCAAAUUUUUCUAGGAGUGUUUUUU
Molecule: messenger RNA, 5170 nt
Organism: Uranotaenia lowii
Lineage: Eukaryota; Metazoa; Arthropoda; Insecta; Diptera; Culicidae
Exons: 4
Coding region: 600-3518 (972 amino acids)
Source: RefSeq, a predicted model, not a curated record